UGAAGCGGGCUGCGGGCUGCGGGCUGCUGGGAGAAGAAAGGGGGUGUAACCUGGAAGGAGGGACCCGGACCUAGUGGAAUUACAGGGCAGCCUCGGUUGAAGGACCGACUGUGUGGGCUACACCUAGGUCUGAGGUGCCCCAGCGACAGUGCAAUAGGAGGUGGUUAGGCUGGCUUCAUCGAGAUAGCGUGCAAAGGAACCAGACUCAGCAGUCUUUGAAGCCCUGCUCCACACUUCCGUCUGAGUGACCCAAUGCAACCCCCAGCACCUUUCUGAGCCUGUUUCCUCGGCUAUAGAUGGGAGUAACCAUCAUACACCACGCACAAGAUGGUGGGAUGGUUGAGAGAUGAUGUGUGUGCCACUAAGCCUAGUGCUAUAGUGAUUCUGUAGUGAAUCAAUAAAUUACCACGGUACUGUUGACUGGGGAAAAAACCCCACAACGUGAAAGUUGAGACUUGUUUGGGGUAAAACGAGGAUUCUAGUGCCGGUAACAGCUUCUCAGCUCUGAGGAACUGCUUCAAAGACGUGGGGGAAAGCCACCAGCCUGAGCCAUGGGUCGCCUCCUGCUCCUGGCUUUCCUGAUGUUUGGGGCCGCCACCCCAGUACCGCCGGCCCUGAGGGCCUUCAGCAGCCUGCACUUGUCAAGCAGCUUCAGUUCCCGUCCUGCUGUGGCCAUGAAGUACUCGAUUCACUACAUCCAACAGAAGGUUGAUCAUUUUGGAUUUAAUACUGAUAAAACUUUUAAACAGCGGUAUUUAAUAGCUGAUACACACUGGCGGAAAGAUGGUGGAUCAAUACUUUUCUACACUGGUAAUGAAGGGGACAUUAUCUGGUUUUGCAAUAAUACGGGGUUCAUGUGGGAUGUAGCUGAGGAAUUGAAAGCUAUGUUGGUGUUUGCUGAACAUCGAUACUAUGGCGAGUCCCUCCCCUUUGGUGCCCACUCAUUCAAAGAUUCCAGACACUUGAAUUUUCUGACAUCAGAACAAGCUCUGGCUGAUUUUGCAGAGUUAAUCAGACACUUGAAAAGAAAAAUCCCAGGAACUAAAAAUCAACCUGUUAUUGCUCUUGGGGGCUCUUAUGGUGGCAUGCUUGCAGCCUGGUUCAGGAUGAAGUACCCUCAUAUGGUAGUUGGAGCUCUUGCAUCCUCUGCCCCCAUUUGGCACUUUGAGAAUUUGGUACCUUGUGGUGUAUUUAUGAAGACUGUAACUAAAGAUUUUAGGGAAAGUGGCCCAAAUUGUUCAGAGACCAUCCGCAGGUCCUGGGAUGCCAUUAGUCGACUUGCAAGAAAGGGCACUGGUUUGCAUUGGCUUUCUGAAGCCCUUCACUUAUGCACUCCGUUAACAAAUUCUCAGGAUGUUCAGCAUUUGAAAGACUGGAUUUCUGAAACUUGGGUCAGUCUGGCAAUGGUGGACUACCCUUAUGAGUCUGACUUUCUGCAGCCUUUGCCUGCUUGGCCUAUCAAGGUAGUAUGCCAGUAUUUGAAAAAUCCCAAUGUAUCUGAUUCACUGCUAGUGCAGAAUAUUUUCCAAGCUCUGAAUGUAUACUAUAAUUAUUCAGGCCAAGCUAGAUGCCUGAAUAUAUCGGAGACAGCAACCAGCAGUCUGGGAGCCCUGGGUUGGAGCUAUCAAGCCUGCACAGAAAUGGUUAUGCCCUUCUGUUCUAAUGGUAUUGAUGACAUGUUUGAACCUAACUCAUGGAACUUGAAGGAAUUUUCUGAUGGCUGUUUUAGACAGUGGGGUGUGAGACCAAGGCCCUACUGGAUCACUACUGUGUAUGGAGGCAAAAACAUCAGUUCACACACGAACAUCAUUUUCAGCAAUGGUGAACUAGACCCCUGGUCAGGAGGUGGUGUAACCAAGAAUAUUACAGACACCUUAGUUGCGAUUGUCAUCCCAAAGGGAGCCCAUCAUCUAGAUCUCCGAGCCAACACUGCCUUUGAUCCCACCACUGUGCUCUUAGCCCGCUCCUUGGAAGUCAGAUAUAUGAAGCAGUGGAUCAAAGAUUUCUAUGCCAGUCUGAGAAGGAAGCACUGAAUUUGGUGUGGCGAAGGUUGGGAUAGAAGAGAACAUCAUGGUGGUGGUAGCAGCCAUCCCCUAACCUGAGGCCUUGCCAUCUUUGUGCCACCCCCAGGAAGAAUUUCUCCAUGACAGCUUUCCCACACCAUCAGUGGCCUUCAUAACUGGAGCAGAGCAUUGACUGCCUUUCACAAGAGGGAGAGUCACUUCCUUUGUUUCUCUGAAAGCAGGGAUUUCUCUUGGUUUUGAAGUUGAAGUCUCUUUGGCUCAUUUGUCCCUCCCCCUCCUGUAUCCUCCAAAAGGAAAAGCAGAAGAUGGAUAAAAAUGAAGUAAUUGCAGCUGGUAGGAAGGAUUUCGAUGCCAAGCCAGGAAAUGGGGGCCGUUUCUUUUGUGCUUCAUUUAAUGACUUUGAACUGUGCUGUAAAUAAAGAAUAAGGCUGGACCGUA
Messenger RNA from Phacochoerus africanus (Common warthog), 2462 nucleotides. RefSeq names its product prolylcarboxypeptidase (gene PRCP). The transcript has 11 exons. The record is from RefSeq and is a predicted model, not a curated record. Gene Ontology annotation, molecular function: dipeptidyl-peptidase activity; serine-type exopeptidase activity. Bases 552 to 2033 code for a protein of 493 amino acids. Gene Ontology annotation, biological process: regulation of blood vessel endothelial cell migration; negative regulation of systemic arterial blood pressure; proteolysis. NCBI's taxonomy places the organism in Eukaryota, Metazoa, Chordata, Mammalia, Artiodactyla, Suidae.